Bemisia tabaci is the source of this 2254-nucleotide messenger RNA. Its product is annotated as glutaminase kidney isoform, mitochondrial. Gene Ontology annotation, biological process: L-glutamine catabolic process. Lineage: Eukaryota; Metazoa; Arthropoda; Insecta; Hemiptera; Aleyrodidae. Gene Ontology annotation, molecular function: protein binding; glutaminase activity. The record is from RefSeq and is a predicted model, not a curated record.
UUCGUAAAUUUUGCACGUGGGUGGAUGGUUUUUAAAUACGUAUAUGCAUAGUGAUGUAAUUUUUUUAUUGUGACCACCAAAAAAUUCGUUUUUAUUUACGUGAUUCUUUUAGUUACCUACUUGUGCGGUCAAGUAACUAUCUUACUCGCCCUUAAAACUAAAUGUUAAUUCUUUAAUCGAUACCCUCAAAAGUAUUUAUAAUGAGUAGUGUUGCCAAGGUAAUGGGUUUGGUCGCUCACAAUGAGAGAAAAACUAACGGAAAAAACUAACCUAGCAUAAAGGACAAGAAGUCGUUGAAUCAAAAUCUCCCAGACAUGCCCCUCAACCGGUACGGAAACGGAUGGUGCUAGUUCGAAAGUGAAAAACGCGUCCUCGAAGAACCUAAGAUCGCGUCUGUCCUCGAUUUUGGCCGUGUCCUAUGAUUUUAACGCUCUGAAGCGCAUCAACGACAAAGUGAGGACCUCCAUCACCAAGAUGACGUCAGUCUCGGCGCACCGCGACAUGAAGUACCUCUCGAAGAGGGGCACCCAGAGCGACGUCAUGUCGACCAAAGACCCGAAGCUGGACGACAUCGAGAGUCUCUACGACCUCCUCCGCGACUCGGACAACCUCCUGAGUUUCACCAAGUUCUUCGGGUUCCUCAGAUCCUCGGGCAUCAUCGUGGAGAGGGAUGCCCGUUUCCGAGACUUACUCACGAACCUGAAAGUCCUAGUCGGGAGCCAGCAGGACUUCAACUUGGACCUGGUGUCCUUCCAGAACCUCCUGCCGGCCAAGAACGUGGAGUUGAUCGCUCGUGCGGCUCUCAACCAGUUGAUCGUGCCUAACUUCGAGGAAUUCAAGCAGCAGAUCGAAGCCAUCUACCUGGCCUGCAAGGACAGCAACCGCGGGAAAGUGGCCGACUAUAUUCCGCAGCUGGCCAAGAUGAACGGCGACUACUGGGGGGUGAGCGUCUGCUCUAUCGACGGGCAGCGUCACUCCUUCGGCGACUCCUCCAUCCCGUUCACCCUCCAAUCCUGCUCGAAGCCCUUCAUCUACGGCCUGGCCCUCGACCGUCUCGGCCCCGAGGUCGUGCACCGCUACGUCGGCUUCGAGCCGAGCGGCCGCAUCUUCAACAAACUCCUCCUCGGCGAGAACAACCUCCCGCACAACCCCAUGAUGAACUCCGGCGCCAUCAUGGUCUGCUCCCUCCUCCAGUCCCUCACCUACCAGAACCUCUCCCUCGCCGAGAAGUUCGACCUCAUGCUCAACUACUUCCGCUCCCUCUCCGGACUGGAGUACCUCGAGUUCUGCAACUCCGUCUACAUGUCCGAGUUCGAGACCGGCGACCGGAACUUCGCCCUGGCCCACUACAUGAAGGACAACAAGUGCUACCCGGAGAACUCCGACAUGAAGACCUCGCUUAACCUCUACUUCCAAGUGUGCUCUUUGGAGGUGACAGCCGAGAGCGGGGCAGUCAUGGCCGCCACCCUCGCCAACGCCGGGGAGUGUCCCAUCACGGGCGAGCAGGUCCUCAAGCCGGAGUCUGUGCGUGAUGUCUUGUCCGUCAUGCAGUCCAGCGGCAUGUACGACUACUCCGGGCGUUUCUCCUUCAGAGUCGGGCUGCCCGCCAAGUCGGGGGUCGGGGGUGGUGUCCUCUUGGUUAUACCCGGGGUCAUGGGCAUCUGCACGUUUUCACCCCUCCUCGAGGAACAAGGUAACAGCGCCAAAGGUCUGGACUUCGCCAAGCUCCUGGUGAAGAAAUUCGUUUUCCAUCCGUAUGACCACAUUCGGCUCCCGUCGAGUAGGAAGACGCCCCGGCAGAGGUCGCUGGUGACGCAGUGCUGCGGUGCGUGCCAGGUGCUCUACCCGGCCGCAAGCGGUGAUCUCCCGUUGCUCAAGCAGCUCUUCUCCAAAGGCUACGACCUCAACGUCGAGGACUACGAGUCCAGGACGGCCAUGCACUUGGCGGCGUCGCACGGGCACUUCAGUGUUGUCAAGUUUCUGUUGAAGCACUUCUACGAGAUGUCGUUGAAGCAGGACAGGAAUGGGCGUUACCCUAUCGACGAGGCCCGGCUCUGGAAGCAUAAAAUGGUGGAGGAUCUUCUGGCCAAUUAUAAACCUAGUAAAGUGGCAGCAGCGACCAAGUGAAGAGGAGUGCAACGUCGGCAAGUGGUAGACAUCAGUGAAAGGCUUUCGACGUUUUAAAUUUUUAGUUAUCAUCUUUUAAAGUUUGCGUCGGUUUGUAAAUAAAGUUGUGUUUGUCUCAGUCAAAAAA